Molecule: messenger RNA, 2529 nt
Organism: Porites evermanni
Lineage: Eukaryota; Metazoa; Cnidaria; Anthozoa; Scleractinia; Poritidae
Source: the annotation of a GenBank genome assembly
AUGUUUGGCUCUGGUCUUCAGGUUGAUAGGGGAUCGUCUAGUAAUACUAGAAAUGUUUAUGUACCUCCAGUAAUACAAGGAAAAGGCCGAUAUUUUUCAGGUCCACAUCGCCCUCCACCCUUUCUUGGUACUUGGGAAGAUAUGGAAAAUAGAGGGCCAUUGGGAAUGGGAGUCGCCGCCAAAGGUGGCGCCGUUAAGAGUAAAAAAAAAAAGCCCAAAGGCAAGGGAUUGCUGUUGGGAAAAAACAGCCCAUUCAACUCAAUUCCCAUACUAGGAACCAUUUUGUAAUGGGGGAACCUACGGUUCCCCCUGUGACCCCCUCCCUUCGCUACGCAAAUCAGCACUUUGUAAUUAAGCCGCUAUCCAACUUUGACAUAAUGGAUUGGGUAAAGAAACUUGGUAUUAAGCAUUUCAGAGCGAUUUACANCAAAUCAGCACUUUGUAAUUAAGCCGCUAUCCAACUUUGACAUAAUGGAUUGGGUAAAGAAACUUGGUAUUAAGCAUUUCAGAGCGAUUUACAGUCGUGAUGGACUACCAAAAAAGAUAAAAAAAGAAUGUGGAAUAAUCAAUCUCGAUGAUAUUCAAGGUCCUGGAACACACUGGGUUUGUUAUAGAAAUAUAGACAAUGUAGUCGAGUCUCUCCCUGUAGUCGAGUACUUUGAUCCAUUUGGUUUGAUAAUGCCAAAUGAAGCUUUAAAGUAUUUUAACACUUCUGGAAAGCAAAUAGUUUACUCAAUAGAUUAAAUACAAAAUCGCAAUACCGUUCUCUGUGGUUACUGGUGUUUGUAUUAUCUGUUAGAACGACAACGUGGUAAUAGUAUCUUAGACGUAAUACAUAAUCUACAUUUUGACAGCGACAAUAGUGAUUUCAUACAAGAAUACUUUGGAGGAUAAAGGUUAUUGCUUACGUAGUACUAGUAAAAAUAAUAUCUAUUAAAUAUUAUUUUUUGUAGUAACCUUUUACUCUCUAUUUAUUAAAGAUUUAAGACGCUUAACUCCAUCUCUGGUGAAAUAAAUUUGGUGACAUAUGCUGCUAAAACAGUUAUAAAUUUCAAUAAGAUUAGUUAACCUCUCUAAUUUUUCGUCAGAAUUAUCUUCAUUAAAAGAUUUAAAAACUCUCAUAAGACCAAACAAUAAUUGGCUUUCUUCAGAAAUUAUUCUUAGAGAAAAAUCAUCAUUUCUUUUUUGAAGAUCUUCUAACCCAUUAAUAAUUUCAGUUCGAAUUUUAUUCCCGUAAUCUUUUAGUAACUGGAUAUCACAAAAGUUUUCAAACUCUUUAAUAAACUUAUCUUCCAUUCUUUAUACUUUACUAUUUAUUGUUUAAAUCAUUUUACUCCUCAUCUAUUGGAGCAUCUUUUAACUUUUUAAGAUCAUCAACUUUCUUAUUUAUAUCUCCAACAUUCUCAACUAAAUUACUUACUUGUGAGUAAAUUUAAAUAAGUCUAAAGAGUUUCUUCUUUUUAUCACUCUUUAUUUUCAACCAAGAAUAUUUACCAUUUUUAAUACUGUUCCACAACUGACAUUCACCAAACAUUAGUACUCUAGAAAGACCAUCAUUCGUCUUUCUAAGAGAUUCAAACUCAUCAUUUAUUUUAGUUCUAACUUCUUUCUCAAAAUCUUUUAGUGUUUUAAUAUCCAUCUUUUUUUCUAUCUCAGAAAAAAACUCAUAUAAUAAUCAUAUUGCAUUGUAGAUAAAAGAGUAACUCCUUGCACAGAACCAAGUGGUUACCAAAAAGAUAAAAGAGGAAGAACACAAUUCUUUUGUAGAUGCGCAGUUUGUGGAAAUAAAAAAGUUAGAUAUAUAAAAAUGGGGGGAGUGCCCGGCUCGACGGGCACUCCCCCCAUUUUUCAAAAAAGAAGUCAAAAAACUAAGAGAAGGCGGGCAAACAAACCGGAGGUGAUGUCUUUGACACUGUCGUCGGAACAGCCGCAGAUGCAUUUGUUGAACAUGCUCUACCUUGGAUGGGUCGCAAAGCAGUUGAAAUGGAAAGAUAUGGAGCAAGUGAAGCAUUGAGAAAUAAAAAACUACAAAAGAAAGCUGUAAAUUAUGGGAUUAAUAAACUAACUCCAUUUAUUCAGGAGAGUGUUGGAACAGCAAUGGAUCAGCUGUCAACCAAAGUUAGACCAAAGAAAAAGUAUAAAACUGAUAGAAAAGAUUUAGACGGAAGAAGUGGUAAGGGUAUUGAUCCGAUGACUGUUGUAAAAAAAGCGCCAGAUAUUGCAAUGAAAACAACACAAAAACUAAUUCCAUCUUUGAAACCAGUUUACGAUAGAUAUAGAUCUGGGGACGUCCUGAAUUCCGCUUUUGGAAGUGAACAUGGGGUUAUGUCUAGUAAGUUUUGGAGACGGCCAACAGCAGCGGAAGAGAAAGCAAAAGGAAUAAUACGCAAAGGGAGGAGUCCUGAGUUAUUCUUUGCAUUUAAUAGGGAUGGUAAAAAAAUCAGACAAUAUAAAACAAAAUUCUUUGAAAAAAACCCAGAAGCAUCGGUAGAUAUGCACAACAUUAUUUCAGGUAGUCCAGAUACAUGA